Messenger RNA from Chrysoperla carnea, 1206 nucleotides. Its product is annotated as phosphatidate cytidylyltransferase, mitochondrial. Bases 1 to 1161 code for a protein of 386 amino acids. The record is from RefSeq and is a predicted model, not a curated record. Lineage: Eukaryota; Metazoa; Arthropoda; Insecta; Neuroptera; Chrysopidae. The transcript is spliced from 2 exons. Gene Ontology annotation, biological process: CDP-diacylglycerol biosynthetic process; cardiolipin biosynthetic process. Gene Ontology annotation, molecular function: phosphatidate cytidylyltransferase activity. Gene Ontology annotation, cellular component: mitochondrion.
AUGAUUGCACCGUUAUACUCACGUAUACUUUCACGUUUUCCACAAAACUUUUCAUUUUGUUUUGCAUAUGGUUCUGGUGUUAAAAAGCAAUUAAAUGAUACCAAAAAAUCAACAGGAACUCAAAAUAUGAUCGAUUUAAUUUAUUGUGUUGAUAAUCCACAUCGAUGGCAUAAAGCUAACAUUCAGAUUAAUCCUAGUCAUUAUAGUAGUCUAAAAUAUUUAGGUCAUAGUUUUAUUGUACGCUUCCAAGAGAAAUUUGGAGCUAAAGUUUAUUUUAAUACGUUAGUGGAUAUUGAAGGUGUAACUAUUAAAUAUGGAGUGAUUUCCAAAAAAGAUUUAAUUACAGAUUUAUUAGAUUGGUGUGAUAUUUAUUUAGCUGGGCGAUUACAUAAACCCGUUGAAAUUAUAAAAUCUGCGUCAAAUGUUGAGCUACAAACUGCCUUGCAGCUAAAUAUUAAGUCAGCUGUUCAUGCAGCACUAUUAAUGUUACCUGAAUCAUUUUCUGAAUACGAGUUUUAUCAUACGGUAUCAAAUAUAAGUUAUGGUGGAGAUUUUCGGAUGACUUUUGGAGAAAACAAAAAUAAAGUCGAAAAUAUUGUAAAACCUCAAUUAAUUGGUUUCAGAAAUUUAUAUUUGCCGGUGGUAAAAACCAUGAAAGAAUAUGUCGAUUUCCCAAUAGUAACAGCUACAAAUACUGGAAUUAUAAUUCCAAAUGAUAAGAAUUUGUUACUUGAUGCCGACCCUCAAACUCCGAAAAAUGUGAAUGAUAAAAAAAGUAAUACGCAUUAUUUUAUAAAUUGUAGUCAAGAUGUACAUCCUUUAGCGAAAUUACACCAUUUAAACCAAUUACCAAAAUGUCCACAAAGGGCACUUGUACGAUAUUGGAAUAAAGGUACAGCCAAACAAGAUACUGAAGAUGUUUUAAGAGCUAUUGCAUACGAUCCCGACUGUAAUUAUGUUGUGAGAGAAAGUUUGAAGGAAAUUGUAUGGAAUUCCUCGGUGAGACAAAGUUUAAAAGGCAUUGCAACGGCUGGUAUCAAAAAGAGUGUUGUGUACAGUGGUAGAAAAAUUAUGAAAAUGAUGGCAGAAGAUAAUGCAAGACGAUUGACCCCUCGAUUAAUUACCCAAGUAGUCAAUAGAUUAUCAAAUCAAGUCAAAUAGUGGUGAUUGUAACUUUAUUUUGAAUUAAAUAUAUUUUUGAAAGUU